Glarea lozoyensis ATCC 20868 is the source of this 1791-nucleotide messenger RNA. RefSeq lists its product as uncharacterized. The record is from RefSeq and is a predicted model, not a curated record. The coding region runs from base 1 to 1791 and encodes 596 amino acids. The transcript is spliced from 3 exons. NCBI's taxonomy places the organism in Eukaryota, Fungi, Ascomycota, Leotiomycetes, Helotiales, Helotiaceae.
AUGUCGACACCGCCGGCUGGCAAGCGGGCCUCUGUAUUGGUUACGGAUUCCCGAGAACGCGGACAACCACCUCGAGCUGCGAAUCAACGACCCAACCUUAACCCUGGAGCUCCGGGCCGCGCUCCUACUCGACUGAUAUCGGUCGAUAACGUAUUACAAUAUGCCUCUCAGAUCCCCUCUGGCCAGGCGCGUGGUCCGCCAGGACGUAGACCAGUCCUUCAGCAACAACGACGAACAAGCGGAGGAACUCCACGGAUAACCCAACAGAGCAUGCCCGGACGAAGUACAAAAGUCAGCGAGAAACUGGUCCUCAUUCCCGAAACUGUAAAUGAGAAGGAUGAAUCCGACGACGAUAUCUUUGAAAUCAGCUCCGCUAUUCGUGAGGAUGGACCACUGAGUAAUGCUGAAAUGGAUGUGCUUAAGAAAAGGGGAGGGAUUCGUGGAAAAAGUUAUGCAGAAAGAUUACCCAAGGCAAAACGGACGGAUAAGGUUGCAAGAGUCACUGCCUAUUGUACAGCUCAGGGCUACAAAGCAAAGGUCACAGCUACAUUUGUUAAAGAAAGGCAUGGUGCUAAGACCAAGCUUUACGAUGAUUGUCUAUACACCGUCUACCACCUACCACUUUUACCAGGAUCAGAAGGAUUCCGAAUAAGAAGCAGUCCCGUAUUAAAAAGUCCCGGUGGAAAGGCGGUGCUGGACGAAGAGAUUGAACGCAGUGAACAGCGGGACUACCAUGAAGGUUAUUUCGAAGACACAGAUACGUACGGCGUACGAGGCGGCGAGGAAAGCCCGCAGAACGAGAGUGAAGAAGAUAGGGAUCGUCGAGAAGAAGCCGCACGUCGGAGUCGUGAGCGAAUUCGUGUCCUUCAGCAAGGACGCCGAGGUGACAGCCCGAAUCGUAUAGCACCCGAUGCGACUACCUUUGCGGAAAUGUUCGUCUUCUCGUAUGGUGUGGUUGUAUUCUGGAAUUUCACUGAGAGACAAGAGAAGGAUAUCCUCGCGGAUCUGACGUUUUCAGAGCACCAGCUCGGCGUAUCUCUUGUCUCGAGGCCGUUGGAAGAAGAUGAUUUCGAAACAGAGGAACUCCAUUUCGAAUACUCACCUCUGGUUGAGCGCCCGCGUGUGUUUAACGACAUGAUAACCCUCAGAUCAGGAGAUCAUAUGAUCAAACUAGCUAUGUCCCACGCAAUAGCACAAAGCACCAAACUCUCGUUUUUCGAAGAGAAAAUGUCUCAAACGAUGUUGGAUGCCCAGCAUGUUCCGAAACAGUUAGCACUCACUGGUAAACUGGGAAUGUCAAGGAAGGAAAUCGUCAAGAUCUUAGGUCGACUCUUCAAAUCCCGCGUAGAUGUGAAUCUCUCAAGCAACAUCCUCGACGUCCCCAACUUCUUCUGGGACUCAGAACCCACACUCCACCCCCUCUACUUCGCCAUCCGCGAAUACCUCGAAAUCGGACCCCGUAUUAAAGUCCUGAACGAACGCUGUCGCGUCUUCCUCGACCUCGCUGAAAUCCUCUCAGACAGCGUCGCAGACACCAAGAUGAGCACCAUCACCUGGAUCAUCAUCAUACUAAUCGUCAUUUCCAUCGCCGUAACAGUCACUGAAGUAGGUUUGCGUUUCGCUAUAUUAGAGAAGGGUAAAAAUGAUCGAGGGAAUACCGGAGCCGGCGUGCAGUGGGCGGAGGGGAUGGAAUUGCAGGGACGUAAUUUUUCGAGCAAGGAUUUUGAUGGUGUGCAGUUGAGAGCGAUUUGUGGAGCUGGGAUCGUGCCAGAGAGGAAUGGGGAGUUCUAG